AUGCCGAUACCUUCUCGCAGUCGAUCAGAAAAGAACUUGAAGCAGGAUCAACCGGAUAGGUUCCAACCAAGUGAAGAAUAUAUCUCGAAAUGCGAUCGUUUGGUGGGCGACACUUUUACUAAGGAAGCCCGCCUUGAGCAAUCGGGAGACAUAAAUGCUCUUCAAAGACAUCGCAUAUUUGGACAUUACAGUGAGAUUCCUGCCGAAGAGCCUCAUAUCUCGCAUCUCCUCUACUUUCUUGAGGAGGAUAUCCGAGAACUUGUUCAACGAGAAAUAGCAAUCAGACUCCGAGCCCAUAUCAGUAUGGAUAGCAAUGAGACACGGGAGCUUUUGAACAAGAAAUAUUGGAUCUUAGAACGAAAGUGGCAGCAUUAUUACAUGUGUCUAAGAGAUGGAUAUCAGCGACAUGCUUUUGAUCUAUGGCGCUCUCACCCGAAGUGGUAUAUGCAUCAAUUACUUACGGAGGAUUGUGCUUCCAAGAACGGUUGCUGUGCCCGUAGAUGUGGCUGUUGUUCUAGUCGUGAACCUUCUCCUAUGCGGAAGCUUGGAGUUGGGCAUUGUACUCUUGAAUGCCACUGUUGUCGUAAAGCUCGAGGCUUUGAAGUUCCUGAAGAAGUCAAGGAUAUGCUGAAAAAGGAAUUCCGCGACACAAUUUAUAUGCUUCUCAAGCACCGAAUUUUUCGAGUUGCAACAUGGGGCCUUGUUGGCGGUUGCUUUGAAAACCCCGAUUGA
This is a messenger RNA of Penicillium malachiteum, 732 nucleotides long. RefSeq lists its product as uncharacterized. The record is from RefSeq and is a predicted model, not a curated record. NCBI's taxonomy places the organism in Eukaryota, Fungi, Ascomycota, Eurotiomycetes, Eurotiales, Aspergillaceae. The transcript has a single exon. Bases 1 to 732 code for a protein of 243 amino acids.